CAGCUUUUAGUUUGAAUCCAUCAUAGCAGGAAGAUUUGGGGUUUCUGAUUUAGUAAAUCGCUCAUUCAUGCUUUUAUCUUGAAGGCACGCAGGGCGCGAGGCGCUCUCCUGAAGCAAAGCUGCUCAGUGACGCAGCACAGGUGUCUUUGAGGUGCGUGCAUGGAGGAAGAGCGAGCUGCAGGUUUUCCAGCAGAAGGUGCGAACACCUCGGCCAGCGUGGGCCUCCGUGUGGAAGCGGACGGUCCCAUAGAGCGACGAGGAAACGGCCGGAAGGAGAGCGUUUCCGCCCGGCGGCUGACCGCAGCGCUGCGCUCACGGUGUUUAUCAUGCCACAGCAUUAACUUUGUCGAGCACAAACAGAGGCCGGUGCUGCAGGGAGUCAAACUGAGGUCAGAGAGUCGCUGCUGCCAGCAGAUGGAGGCUCCUCCACGACCGUGCAGCGAUGCCUGAACACCAGCCGUCCUGACGGGCAUAAAGCCAGCAGAGACGGAGGCGCUGCCACCAAACAGAGAACGAGGGUCCACGAGAGCGUUGAUGAUGGCUGCCCUGAGGACGUCUGUGGCCUUUCUGCUUCACCUGGCCUCCUCUGUGGCGGCUCCAGUGCCGUGUGAGGAGAGGGUGAGCCGCCUGGAAGCGGAGAUUCAGGGCUUGAUGAACGUGAUCAGUGAGCAGCACCGUUACAUCCUGGAGCUCCACAACAGCCAAGUGCAGCAGCUGCAGCAGAUACCCAACUCGUACCUGGGCCUCGAUAACCUCUACAGAGACUGCUCCGAGGUGUUUGAUGAUGGAAACGUGGCCAGUGGGCUGUACGUGAUUCGGCCGGACGGCGCUCCCACCUCGCUGAGCGUCUAUUGCGACAUGAACAACGGAGCGGGGUGGACCGUCUUCCAGAGGAGGAGAGAUGGCAAAGAAAGCUUUGACAGAGCGUGGGUGGAGUACAAGCACGGAUUUGGAGACCUCUUCUCUCCUGAUGGAGAGUUCUGGUUGGGAAAUGAACCCCUGCACCAUCUGACAUCACAAGGAACCUACGACCUGCGCAUCAACAUGGAGGACUUUGAGGGGAAUCAGCGUUACGCGGAGUACAAGAACUUCAAGGUGGACGACGAACAGGAUCAGUACCAGUUACAUCUGGGCGAGUUUACGGGGAACGCGGGCGACGCUCUGACCGACGCCCACGGGCCGGGGCCGGGCGGUCCGUGUGCAGACGGGCUCAAGUUCAGCACUUACGACCAGCCGAACUGCAUCGAAGCAGACGUUGAGUGCAUCAGACACAGCAAGUCGGGCUGGUGGUUCAGCAGGUGUAACUCAGGUAACCUGAACGGUCAUUACUACGACGGGCCGUUCAAAGCCAUGACGGACGACGGCGUGGUGUGGUACACGUGGCACGGGUGGACCUACUCAGUCAAAUCUGUCGUCAUGAUGGUACGAGCUUCUGACCUCGAGCAGCCGCCGGCGGACAUUUACCUGUCAGAAGGUCACCUGGACCCCAGCAGAGCAGAGGGUCGAGGCGGCCUGUGAAGCUGAGGUUACUUUAAUCCUGGAAAAUAAAUCAGCGCUCCUUCA
Molecule: messenger RNA, 1563 nt
Organism: Archocentrus centrarchus (flier cichlid)
Lineage: Eukaryota; Metazoa; Chordata; Actinopteri; Cichliformes; Cichlidae
Product: fibrinogen-like protein 1
Exons: 8
Coding region: 535-1518 (327 amino acids)
Biological process (GO): fibrinolysis; blood coagulation, common pathway; positive regulation of heterotypic cell-cell adhesion
Cellular component (GO): fibrinogen complex
Molecular function (GO): extracellular matrix structural constituent; protein-macromolecule adaptor activity
Source: RefSeq, a predicted model, not a curated record